AUGACGUGCCCCGGCGAUACUCCGCUACACACGCUGAUUCGGAGCUUCGAAGGUGUCGAAUAUUUCGUCGAGAAUUUAUUGGAAAACGGUGCCAGCGAUAUCAACGUCCGCAACUCGGAAGGUGAGACGCCUCUGCUCCUGGCUAUCCAGAAUGAUAAAUGCUCCCCUGGGUUAAUAAAUUUACUUCUGCGUCACGGAGCUGAUGUCAGAGCCGCAUCGUCUCGAGACGGCAACACCGCACUGCACCGGGUGGCAACAGUGCUCAGCCGCAUGGAAAAUAUCGGGACGUGGUGGACUAUCGCGGUUACUCUACAUAGACGCGGUAGCGACGCCAAUGCUAGAAAUUUGCAAGGUUGUACACCUCUUCACUUAGCGGUCGAAUCCAAGCACAUUUUCCGGCCAAUCGUCAACCUACUUUUGGAACACAAGAGCGAUGUCAACGCCAGAAAUUCGAAAGGCGAUACUCCGCUUCACUUGUACAUGCGAAGCGAUACGGUCCGUAGCUUCAAUAAGAGAAGGUUCCUGGAUAAAGCCAGAGCCUCCGACUUCCUCGUGAACGACGUCAACGCCAACGGCGAGACCCCUCUUCAGUUGGCUGCCCGCAGUAAGCUCUGCGAUGUCGCUUUGAUCAAAAAGUUUCUGGAGCUCGGGGCCGAUGUGAGCCUCACCGACGCGACGGGUGAGAACGCCUACCAGGCCUAUUGCCGCGCCAUCGCGGAUAACGAAGAUAAGGAGGAUCGCAGAAAAAAGGACAUUUUGUUAUCGCAGAAGCUUCUCCAAGGGAAUCUGCAACAGCUCGUCAACUCCUCCUUACACGUAGCCUGUCUAUUCCACAACGUCGACGCAGUCCACAGGUUGCUGAGGCUGGGCGCGGACGUCAACAGCGUGGAUCCGUUCGACUACGCGCCGCUCUACUACGCUGGCGUCGCGAGGUUUGAGGGUGACCUUGAAAAUGAGUGCGCGACCAUCAGGCUGAUGCUCGAUUACGGCGCCGAUAUCAACCAGCCCCACACACCAGCACGUCCCGACAACAACGUCAGCCAUAGCAUGACCACUUUCCUAGAAGAAGUGAUAGUGUGGGGGUCGUUGAUAUGGCGCAGAAGACCUGGCAAUCAUGCAAGCAAUCUCUAUUUGGACGCGCGCAAUACUUUUGUCCAGCACGCGGCCAAACUGUUGGCGCUGCAGGAAAGCCAAGCCGAGCGUGGCGUUGACGUGCAGCUGCUGAACAAGUUUAACCACCGGCUUUUGAAGACGUACGAUUUGGGCAAAACAGGAUACAACGACUGGCUCUCUCGCUGCUUCGACGAGUUGAGGACGAUGAGCCAGACCAAGAUAGGCGAGAGCAGGGUGUUCUUCUACGAUGUUCUGGUCGCCAGCGCGAAUGAGGCGCUGAUUUACUCGAAGAACAAGAAUCUGAUCGAGGCGUUUCAGGCCGAAAAGACCGCGUUUCCGUUGUACCAGGGAAUGAUGGAGGCGAAGAUCGAGAGGGGCAUCGAGCGUCGAAAGCUCAUCGAAAGAGCGACUGUUUUGUUGAUGAGCGACAUCCUGGUACAAUUUGAUCUUCUGAGCGACGAUUGCUACGAGAACAUUUUAUCUUAUUGUAGUAACGAAGAUUUGAUACGUUUAAUUGGAUGA
Nasonia vitripennis (jewel wasp) is the source of this 1635-nucleotide messenger RNA. RefSeq names its product serine/threonine-protein phosphatase 6 regulatory ankyrin repeat subunit A-like. Lineage: Eukaryota; Metazoa; Arthropoda; Insecta; Hymenoptera; Pteromalidae. Gene Ontology annotation, cellular component: cytoplasm; nucleus. The coding region runs from base 1 to 1635 and encodes 544 amino acids. The record is from RefSeq and is a predicted model, not a curated record. The transcript has a single exon. Gene Ontology annotation, molecular function: protein binding.